Molecule: messenger RNA, 2804 nt
Organism: Chlorella variabilis
Lineage: Eukaryota; Viridiplantae; Chlorophyta; Trebouxiophyceae; Chlorellales; Chlorellaceae
Exons: 17
Coding region: 1-2448 (815 amino acids)
Source: RefSeq, a predicted model, not a curated record
AUGCCCUGGCGGGGCGCCCUCCUGGGGGCACUGGCUGCCACCAGCCUGGCGCUGCACCCGUCGCCAGCCGAAGCCAUCGCCCAGGGCAGCGUCAGCAGGCAGCAGGCCGAGGAGCUGCAGCGCCUGCUGGAGCAGCGCGGCGCCAAGCUGCCCAACCUCACCGCAUCGCCCCAGCAGUCCGCCACGCCGCAGGCCGCGGAGCCCAAGGCGGGCAGCGAGCUGCUGCAGGCGCUGCGCCAGCAGAACCAGGAGCUGCAGCGCGUGCGCCAAGAGCUGGAGGCGACCAAGCAAAAGGCGGCGGCCCCCUCCUCGGCGCCCGUGCUGGCCGCGCCGACGCUGACGGCGCCGCCCGCACCCGCGCCCGCCGUGGUGCGGGUGCCGCCGCCGCCCGUCGCCACGCCCGCGCCCGCGCCAGCUGCCGUGGAGGAGGAGGAGGGGGAGGAGGGCGGCAGCGCCUUUGGCGCGCUCAACUUGGUGGGGAUCCUGGCCGCGGGAGGCCUGGCUGGCUACCUCAGCCUGCAGAAGAAGGAGGCACAGGAGACGGAGGCCGAGUACCAGCUCAAGCUGCAGUCGGAGCGGAGCACCGUGGACGAGCUCAAGUCUCAGCUGGGCAGCGUGAAGGAAGCUGUGGAGAAGGAGCAGGAGCUGUCGGAGAAGCUGCGGCGCGAGGCGGCAGCCGCCGCGGAGUCGGCGCAGCGCCAGAUCGACCUGGAGCGUGAGGCCAAGGCGGCUGUGUCCAAGGAGAAGGCGCUGGUGGAGCGGGCUCUGGAGGCGGAGCAGCGCCUCAAGGACGCCGUGCGCCAGGAGGUGGCGGCCACGGCCGAGGCGCUGGAGGCAGAGCGGGCGGCCAAGUAUGCUGCGGACGAGGAGGCCAAGCAGCUGCAGCGCAUGCUGGAUGAGGCGAGCGCCUGCCUGCUGCUGGCUUCCAGCCGCUGCGUGAUGUUGCUCAGGCCUCCGAUGCGGGCAGGCUGGCUGCGGCCGCUGUGUGCUGGGCUGGUGCCGGUGCUGGCCCCCAGGCGGCGCUGGUUGCUGCUGCUGCUGGCGAUUCAGCAGGUCAGCAAGUCGUUGACCACGGAGCGCGAGUUUGCCAAGAAGCUGGGCCAGCAGGCCAGCCAGACGCAGGACGAGCAGGAGCACGUGACGGAGCUGGAGGCGGCGGCGGCAGACCUGGAGGCGCGGCUGUCGGCCGCCAGCGAGGCGGCGCAGAAGCAGAAUGCGGCGUACGAGCGGCUGGGGCGGGAGAGCAUGACCCUCAAGGAUGCCCUCACCCAGAUGAAGCAGCGGUCUGCCGAGAUGGCGGUCAAGGCGCAGAAGCAAGCGGAGGAGGCGGCGGCGCAGCGGGCGGUGGCAGACGCGCAGUUCAAGGACGUUUCGGAGCAGCUGGACUCAGAGCGCAGCCGUGUGGCCAACCUGGAGGAGGAGCUGGUUGAGACGCAGUCCAAGCUGGGGCGCAGCGCUCAGGAAGUGGAGCGCCUCAAGGGAGAGCUGCGCACGGCAAACGCGUCGGUGGAGUCUCUGAAGAGCGACGUGUCUGCCCUGGAGCGCCAGGUGGCGGAGGCGGAGAGGGCGCUGGCAGAGGAGUCGGCCACCUCCACGGCCGCGCGCGCCGAGGGCGUGUCGCUGCGCAGCGAGCUCGCCUCGGUUCAGAGCGAGCUUUCUUCCAUGUCUAACCGCCUGGCCAGCGAGACGGGCGAGAAGGAGGAGCUGCAGGCGGUGAUUGAGUCGCUCAGGCGCGAGUACGAGCUGGUGGGGGACCGCCUGGAGCAGGAGCAGAACCUGGUGCUGCAGCUCAGGCGCGACAGCGCCGAGGUCAAGAAGCUGAUGUCGGACCUGGAGACCAAGAACCGCACGCUGGCGGUCAACCUGAGGCAGAGCGAGGAGAGCUACAAGCAGAAGCUGGCGGCGGCCGAGGUGGACCUGGGCAGCGCUCGGUCCAGCGUGGAGGCUGAGCGGGCCGCGCGCCAGGACGCCACCGCCGCCGUGGCCAAGCUGGAGAGCGUGAUUGCCACGGUGCGGCAGGAAAUGAUUGAGGCGCAGGAGGCUUCCAACCAGGCCACGCUGCAGCUCAACUCCGAGCGCUCGGCCCGCCUGACCUCGGAGCAGGCAGUGAUCAAGCUGCGGGGCCAGCUGGAGGCGAUUGCGCAGGCGGAGGAGGCGGCGCGCGCCCAGGCCGCCGCCUCGCUCAAGCACCUGCAGGGCGAGUACGCAUCGGCCAAGACUCGCCUGAGCGAGAUCCAGGCCGCCAAGGCCAAGCGCCCGCGCAAGGCGGGGCCCUCCAAGGGCGAGGCGGAGGCGGCGGCGGCGGCGGCAGAGGCGGAGAAUGGGGUCGGCCACGCGGCUGCGGAGGCGGAGGGCGCAGACGCCGGCGCCUCGGCUUCGGAUGAGGAGGAGGGCGCGGCCAAGGCCUCCAAGCGGGGCCGCAAGAAGAAGGCUGAGGUGCAGGCCUGAUCAGAGCAGAUGAUGUCGGGCCAAGCUGGAAAAUGAGAGCUGCGGGGACUGGCUGGGGCCAGGCCAGCGAUGCGCCUGCUGAACAGUAGAAAUCAGGGCCAAGCGUGCCCCUGCCUGCGGCGCUCAAUUGGUGUGUGUUCGCUGAUUUGCCUAUCCCACUCUAUUUCAUAAAGGACCUUAUCCCACAGCUCUCAAUUUGCAUGUACGUUCUUGCUGCCAAUUUGCUUUGCUAUGUUGCUUCCAUCGCGCUGCGCUGGCAGGAGGCGCCGCCAAGCCGCAAGUCCUCGCAGCGGCGGCGGCCCCGGUUGAUUGACUCGUGCGUUCUAAGCACCUCCUGUACAACAGCCGUUUAUGAC